Molecule: messenger RNA, 1072 nt
Organism: Caenorhabditis angaria
Lineage: Eukaryota; Metazoa; Nematoda; Chromadorea; Rhabditida; Rhabditidae
Source: the annotation of a GenBank genome assembly
AUGUCAUCGCCAUCAAGACAAAUCAAAUGCGUUGUCGUAGGAGAUGGUACUGUAGGUAAAACGUGUAUGUUGAUAUCGUAUACAACGGAUUCAUUCCCUCUUCAAUAUGUGCCGACUGUGUAAGUUCAGUUUUUUUUUUGAGAAAAAAACUGUGAAUUGAAUCUGUAAGACUAGUGAGAAUCCCCAUUCGAUGAAACUGGAGAUAUGAAAAAAUUUCGUGAGAACCUGGGCCUCUUUUCAAAUUGAAAGCUACUUGCGUAAUUUUUUUCGGAGUUGGAAACUGUACUUUCGGUGAUAGAGUUUUUUUUCGAAAAAAGCAAUUAGUGUGAAUUCAAAACGAAUUCAAAAUGUCCAUAAACAUCACAAUUUCAACUCGAGACAUCAAAUUCCUAAUGAAAGAUCGGUUACGACUCUGGCAUAUUCUAUUUUUAUAAAAUACGUUUUAUCAUUUCAUUGUCCUAUCUUCAUUAUUUGGAAUUUUGACUAUGAAAGUUGUGAAGACCUUUUUCAGUGAGUUCAAUAGCAUUCUCAAAAUGUUCGUUUUUGCAGAUUCGAUAAUUAUUCAUCACAAAUGUCGAUUGAUGGAAACAUAGUGAAUUUAGGAUUAUGGGAUACAGCUGGACAGGAAGAUUAUGAUCGACUUCGCCCUUUGUCUUAUCCACAAACUGAUGUAUUUAUCCUUUGCUUCUCUGUAGUUUCGCCAGUUUCAUUCGAUAAUGUGGCCACAAAAUGGAUUCCCGAAAUUCGUCAGCAUUGUCCAGAUGCACCAGUGAUUUUGGUUGGUACAAAAUUGGAUUUACGCGAUGAGCCAGAACCAAUUCGCGCAUUACAAGCAGAAGGACGAGCACCAAUUACCAAGUCGCAGGGACAAAAGAUGGCGCAAAGAAUUAAGGCUGUUAAAUAUUUGGAAUGUUCUGCGUUGACACAACAUGGAUUAUCAAGUGUUAGUUUUUUUUCGGAGAUAAUUAAGAAAAAUAUGUAAUGUAUUGAUUUUCAGGUAUUCGAAGAUGCAGUUAGAUCAAUUCUCAAUCCAAAGCCUAUCAAAAAGAAGAAAUCAUGCAAUGUGAUGUGA